GGUUUUUUCUCCUUGCCGUCAAGUCAAGUCGAAUGCGAUAAAGGCGAAACGCGAUUUCAAUCCUCUUAAAACAUCUUUGAUGCGGACCAUCCCUGAGCUGAGUGCAAACUAUGAGGCAGUUGCCUUAAAAUGUAUGCAAUAUAUUCUCCAGUUUAAUAUGCAUACUGUCGCACUAACAUCAGCAAUCAGCCGUGUUUAGCUUCAAAAUCUCGUUUACUUCAUAUCGGGUUCGAGAGUCUUCUCCAAGGCUUUGCGACAUAACAGUACUCAAAAAAAUUAAAUUUAACAAAGGAAAAGGCGAUUUGCCGUUAGAAAGUCAACCUCUCAAUCACUUAUCACUUUUUAAACACUAGCCGAUGUUUCUAAAUUCCGAACGAUGUGAUUACAAAACAAACUCUCUCGGGAGCAUAUUUUUGGCCACUUAACUGCGCAAGUGGCAUAACGCAUUAUGAAUCUUAACAUUUUCGCGGUUUCCCUCAUCGUGUUGCAUGAUUUCUCAGAUGUUACGGCUAAAGUGAAAUAUAAACACAGAGCUAAUAGAACGUUAAAUUCUCUACCGGGUCACACAAAAGUUACAGACGGCUUAGUGUUCCCUUAUGUAGUGGCUAUUUUGAAGAAAUUCUCGUAUUUGUGCGCUGGCGCGUUGCUGGAUGAUAAAUGGGUGCUCACCGCAGCGGAUUCCUUUUACGCGCUCAGAGAAUCGUCCAGGGUGAUAAGAGUUCGGUUAGGAAGCAUCAAUUACAAGAAAGGUGGAUCAUUACUCCCUGUGAAGACCAUAGAAAUCCACCCUCACUUCGACGAUAGUAGGCCUGUUUAUGACGUGGCAUUGAUAAGGCUGGCUUAUAACGUACGACUUACUGCCAAAUUGUACCCUAUAAGGAUGCAGACCAAACUGAAGGAAGUGAUAGCGACACAUGUGAUAGUGUCAGGGUGGAGUCCAUUUAUGCACGUGAAGAAGAUUAACAAACAAGCACCGAUUUCCACGGAUUUGAUAAAACAACAGCGAAUAUUGUCCAUAUCGCAUCUUCAUCCUUGGAGCGCAGCAGAAUGUAAAGAAGAAUUGAACUCCUUAGAAAUUAAUGAUACAGAGGCAAUUUUGUGUCUUGAACUGGAUUCAAAGUCUGAUUCAUGUUGGAGGGACACUGGUGCUCCGGUCGUAUUGAACGGUGUACUAUGGGGCAUAGUCAGCUCAUGGCAUCAGGACGAUUGCUACUUAGAACCGGGAGCUACCUUCGUGAACCUGGUGGCAGCCAAGAAAAUCAGCUCGUGGAUCUAUUUAACUACCUACAGCGGGAACAAAACUGAGUAUUCAAAGACUCGAGCGAGUACUGAUGAAGAUUACAGUUAUGAUGUUUGAUAUGAUAUUUGAAUAAAGUAACAGUAGAGAAAGACGUAACGAUUUUGUAUAAUAAUAAGAUAACUCAAUAAAUAUUUGUUAUAUUAUAAUAAUGUGA
Chilo suppressalis (striped riceborer) is the source of this 1454-nucleotide messenger RNA. NCBI's taxonomy places the organism in Eukaryota, Metazoa, Arthropoda, Insecta, Lepidoptera, Crambidae. The record is from the annotation of a GenBank genome assembly.